UGUCCCGGAAGCGGAAGUGUCAUCUCCUGUCUGUCAAAGUCGGUGUGUUACUCGGUGGUCGCAGGAUCCUGGAGGAAGUCGUUCACACUUAUCUUUUCCUGCCUCUUGAGCAGUUCCCCCCUGGCGGGUGGGAGUGCAGGGACGGAGGUGCGAGAUGAGCACGAUGUUUGCAGACACUCUCCUCAUCGUUUUUAUCUCCGUGUGUACGGCUCUCCUGGCGGAGGGCAUUACCUGGGUCCUGGUUUACAGAACAGACAAGUACAAGAGGCUGAAGGCAGAAGUGGAAAAGCAGAGUAAAAAAUUGGAAAAGAAGAAGGAAACAAUAACAGAGUCAGCUGGUCGGCAACAAAAAAAGAAAAUAGAGAGGCAAGAAGAGAAACUGAAGAAUAAUAACAGAGAUCUUUCAAUGGUUCGGAUGAAAUCCAUGUUUGCAAUUGGCUUUUGUUUCACUGCCCUCAUGGGGAUGUUCAAUUCCAUAUUUGAUGGUAGAGUGGUGGCAAAGCUCCCUUUCACCCCACUUUCCUACAUCCAAGGCCUGUCUCAUCGAAACCUGCUGGGAGAUGACACCACAGACUGUUCUUUUAUCUUCCUCUAUAUCCUCUGUACCAUGUCAAUUCGACAGAACAUCCAGAAGAUUCUUGGCCUUGCCCCUUCACGAGCUGCCACCAAGCAGGCAGGUGGAUUUCUUGGCCCUCCACCUCCGUCUGGAAAGUUCUCUUGAACUCAGGGAGAAGCUUUUAGUUCCUGUGGUUCUUUCUAAGCAUUCACCUCAGACUGGCCAUGUUUUACAGCAAGAGCUGUAGGGCCGUCAUCUCGUUUUGUUUCUCAACUUUUUAAAUGUGAUUAGGCACCUAACAGGAUAGUUCUUUUUGUCAUAGAAAUUUUUUUUAAAUCAGUACAUCAAUUAGUUAAGUUCAGGUGAUUUUUUAUGUUGAAAAAACAAAUCUUUCUUGCUUUAAUAUUUUCUGAGGGAGCGACUCAAGGCUGUGUGUGCCAUCUACCAUGGAAGCUGACUCCGUGAACACCGGUGAGCUAAAAGAAAAAUUUAAUCUGUGUAACUCAACUUCAUUGGAACUGUUUGUUGUGUUUUUAAAGCCCAGUCACUUAACAUCAAUAAAGAAGCCAAAUUUCUAACCA
This is a messenger RNA of Heterocephalus glaber (naked mole-rat), 1137 nucleotides long. RefSeq names its product transmembrane and coiled-coil domains 1 (gene Tmco1). Gene Ontology annotation, biological process: endoplasmic reticulum calcium ion homeostasis. The record is from RefSeq and is a predicted model, not a curated record. Gene Ontology annotation, cellular component: cytoplasm; endoplasmic reticulum membrane; endoplasmic reticulum. NCBI's taxonomy places the organism in Eukaryota, Metazoa, Chordata, Mammalia, Rodentia, Bathyergidae. Gene Ontology annotation, molecular function: calcium channel activity.